Messenger RNA from Radiomyces spectabilis, 1820 nucleotides. RefSeq names its product major facilitator superfamily domain-containing protein. Lineage: Eukaryota; Fungi; Mucoromycota; Mucoromycetes; Mucorales; Radiomycetaceae. Gene Ontology annotation, cellular component: plasma membrane. Bases 106 to 1635 code for a protein of 509 amino acids. Gene Ontology annotation, biological process: transmembrane transport; carboxylic acid transport. Gene Ontology annotation, molecular function: carboxylic acid transmembrane transporter activity. The record is from RefSeq and is a predicted model, not a curated record. The transcript has 6 exons.
GUUUCUUUUUUCCCUUUUCUUUCUUCUCUUUAAUCUUGUAUUAGUUUUUUUUUUCUCCUUUUUUUUUCUUUUUCUUCUUGUUCAGAGUCUUUUGAAUAUACAAAGAUGACAGUGGGAGAAGCUAGUAGCUCUCGAGGUUCUAUAAGCAAAUUCCCUCUCUCCGAUGAAAAUGUGGAUCAAGUAAUAACCAAGGACGUGAGCGAAGAAAGUGAUAGCGCGUCCAUCGAAGAAUUGCCUCGCCAAAAAUCGAGAACCGCUUCAUACUUCAAUGUCAUUUUCAGUGGAUUCGCUUUGCUUUCCGAUGGUUAUCAAUCAGGUGUCAUCAGUACAAUCAACCUGCUCCUCACAAGAAUUUACGGUAAAGAGAUCUUUGACGACACAACCUCGUCUCGUUUAUCCUAUUCCAUGUUCGUGGGAGCCGUGGUCGGUCAACUAGGCUUCGGUCUCUUUAUCGAUCGUAUCGGUCGAAAGAUGGGUUUAAUUGCCACCACCGUACUGGUUAUCGUAGGUGCCAUCUUAUCAUGUGCUUCCAGUGGUAGCACGCCACAAGGAUUGCUUUGGAUGAUGGUCAUUGCACGCGGUGUUAUCGGUGUAGGUGUCGGUGGUGAGUACCCUUGUUCUAGCGUUUCUGCCGGUGAGUCUGCAGACGAAGUAGCACCGGGUCGUCGCGGUACUCUGUUUGUCUUUGUGACAAAUUUCGUGAUCGAUCUUGGGUAUGUCAUCUCUGCCAUUGUACCUGUCAUAUUGCUCGCCAUUUUCAAAGAUAACCUUGAACCAGUGUGGCGUUUAUCGCUCGGUCUCGGUGUCUUACCACCGUUAUCGGUUCUUUACUUCCGCUUAAAGAUGGGCGACACCAAAAGCUAUCAAGAAGGCGCCAUCAAAAGAGCGGUCCCUUACUGGCUCAUCAUCAAGCGUUAUUGGUUCCGAUUGCUCAUUGCUUCGGGAUUAUGGUUUGUCUAUGACUUCAUCUCGUAUCCAAGUGGUGUCUUUUCUACCAUCAUCGUUGACAAAGUGGCCCCAGGAGGAAAGCCCAUCACCGUCAUCGCAUGGAACAUCCUCUUGUACGGAUUUUAUCUUCCCGGUGCUAUUGGUGGAGCCUUUGCAGUAGACAAGAUCGGACGAAGACGUACCUUGGCGAUUGGUUUGCUUCUUCAAGGUAUUGUAGGCAUUAUCAUGGGAGCUGUCUAUGCACCAUUGACCGAAAACUGUUAUCCCAUGUUUAUUGUCAUGUUUGGCCUUUUCCUUGCAUUGGGCGAAUUCGGUCCUGGUGACUGUAUGGGAUUGAAUGCAAUGGAACUGUUUCCUACCGCUGUUCGUGGUACGUGCUACGGCAUUGCUGCUGCUUUCGGCAAAGUUGGUGCAACCAUUGGUACGUUUGCCUUCGUUCCGAUGCAAAAUUCCAUGGGUGGUAUCCGCGGCCCCUUUUUGGUGGGUAGCGGUAUCGCCAUUGCAGCCAGUAUCGUUGCCUGGUUCCUUAUUCCCGACAUUGGUCCCGAAGGCUUGGUGGAAGAGGACUUGGCUUUCAAAGCGUACCUGGCUGAAAACGGGUUUGAUGUCACCCAAAUGGGUAUUGCUCCCAAGUCCACCGCCCCGGUCGAUGAUGCAGUGGCUAAACCCACGAGUUCAUCCGAGUAAGCGAGUGAUUCUCCUCCAUUCCCAUUGUUUCUAAUGCUUUUUUGUCUUUUUUACAUAUUCCCCUUUUUAUCCAUAUAAUUUUUGUUGUUUUCAUGGAAACAUUAUAUAACAUUCGUAAUUAUACACAAUUCCUUUUUUUUUCUUUCUGGUCAAACAAAAAAAUAAAUAAAAAAAAUCCGGAAUAC